Molecule: messenger RNA, 2614 nt
Organism: Styela clava
Lineage: Eukaryota; Metazoa; Chordata; Ascidiacea; Stolidobranchia; Styelidae
Source: RefSeq, a predicted model, not a curated record
UAGGAGUAUUUUUUCGCAGGGUAUUAGUACAUAAUGUUUAGCAAGAUAGUUAUAUUAGUGACUUUGUGGAAGAUAGCUUGUCCAGAUGUUAUUCCAGUACUUGACACGUUUAUAAUGACUGGUCCAGAUGUGAUGAAAGAUAAGGUUUCAACGUUAUAUUCUGGAAACUAUGCUUUGACUUAUUUUCAUGAAGAGAAAGACAACGUAUCGUUCUAUCAAGCACAGUCUCUUUGUACAGUUUGGAGACAGGGAGCUCGUCUCGUCGUCAUUGAGGAAAAAUAUGUGAACGAAGCUGUGGGAGACCUUCUUGCAUUCUGGGCUUUUCCCGCGGCUUGGAUCGGUGGAACCGACAUCCACCAUGAUGGUUAUUGGACAUGGAUAGAUGGAACUCCUAUAGAUGUGAACUAUACCAACUGGAAACACGACGAACCGAACGGAGGAAUUGACGAAAAUUGUCUCGCUAUUAACCAUUAUGGCACUCCACACUUACCUCCCAUGACAUGGUUUGAUGCACCUUGCGACGAGAAGAAGGGAUAUAUCUGUCAAAUUGAUAUGCGAAAAGCUUUAACCUCGGAUUUCACGGCCUCGGUGAUCUUCAGUGAUGAGCUUCCCUCCGAGGGCAACCGGACGAUGUCGUACUGGGAUGCGGUUAAAAGUUGUCAGAGUGAAGGAAGGCUUGUUGAAAUUGACCACGUUCGUAUAUUUGAGGCAAUUCGACGGAAAUCUAAAAGAUCUGACUCUACCGUAUACUGGAUAGGCGGGAAAAACUCAUUCAGCAAUUCUUCAAAUAAAUGUUUGGGGUUGGGAUACAACGGCUGGGAUGAAUACGACUGUAAUUCUUCAUUGCAUUACGUGUGCGAAUCGAUACUACCUCACGAGUUGAAGAUAGAAAACGAACGACCGAUCAUUGCAGUUACUGGCAACCUCCGUAUUAAAUGUUCCGCGUCUGGUUACCCUACACCAGAAGUUAGAUGGGGAAGGUAUGAACGAAUAAUUGAAGAAAACACAGACCACAGCUUGCAUCAAAUACUCGAAAAUGGUGCCUCUACUCUUGUUCUAAAUAACGCCGUGUUAGAUGACACCGGUAGAUAUCGUUGUCACGCUACUAAUUAUUUCAAUGGAACUGAACAUACAGUGAAAGGAUUUCUGGAUCUUUCAGUACUGCCGUAUGGUGUAUAUCCGAGCACAAUCCCAACAUUGCAUCCAGAUCAGAAUCAUCAGCAUUUUUCUAGUUUAAAGCAAUAUCAGGAUGAAUCUAGUCCUUCAUUCACUACGCCCUCCAUUUCAAGCACACCAUCAUCAUCUGAUUUAAAAUCAGAAAACACUAGUCAUAUAUCUAUUGGAACAUCAAAAACAAAAAGUCUCAAGACAACUUCAACAGAUUGUCAGACCAACAUGUUUUUACUUGUAUUGUGUAUUAUACUUGGGGUGCUUUGGUUGAUAUUAUUGGGAUACGUCAUCUACAAAUUAUUGAUUGUCAGAAAAGCAAUCAAGAAUAACAACACUGGCCAGGAAAGACAUGCAGUGUAUACGGUUGAAAACGGGAGACACGAAUUAAAGCAGACAGAGAAUGAAGAAAGAUUAUGAAUAAUUCGACGAUAGUGAGGCCGACAGCGGAGUAAAUUUCAAGCCUAAAAAGAACCAUAAUAAAUGACUUUUUGCCGAGUUGGAGAACAAAACGGAACAAUGAAUUAUUAUUUAAUUCACCUCAUAUCGGCAUCACUGAAACAGAAUAUACCUGUUACUAUGUAUUAACAACGCAAUGAAAUUAAUGCGCAUUGAACAGCAGUUAAAAGUUAAAAAUGAUGGCAAAGCAAGGCAAACAUGAAAAGCAGACGUUUUUUUGUUCAAGGAAGCAUCUUUUAUCAGUCGUAAUAGGUGGUAUUUUCACUCUUUUUCUCAUUGUUUGUUAAAUGACUCUAGAUACCUCAAUUCAAUUUAUCACCAGAGAGAAAUGUUAAAAUGUCAAUUCUAAAACUGAUUGAACAGUCGUAUAAUAUGACCCAAACUUUAGACUUUGUUGUGAUAACAUUUUUCUAUGAAUAUUCACGCCAAUUGCUGAAUUUCAAUUGGGAGGCAACUUCAAACCAUAAAUAUACCGGUUUCCUUUCAAAUAGUAUAGUUUGGUGUCAUUUAUUGAACCGUCUUUUCUUUGGGAUAUUGGUAUGUGUACCAGUCUGAUAGUCAGUCAGUCAGUCAAUCGUUUAUUUGUCAUCAUUAAAAACAAGUGUAUAGAAAACUGAUACAAUAAAUAAAUAUAUUAAUUAUGUUAUUUGUGGGACCGGAGUCGCGAGAGACCUACGGAGGUAUUCAAGCAGCGAGUUUUACAAUUCUGAUACAGACUAGUAUAAAAAAUUAACAUAAAUGGUAUUCUAGAUAUGAUCUCACUAGAAUGGUUAUUCCAAGUUUUCAAUACUUAGUUAGUGCUUUGAGUGGGAGAAAGUAGUGCAAUUUCUGAUAAAUUCAAAAAAGAGAAGAAAAUUUGCUCAAUUUUGCUAACCUUGUACUCGAAGCUUGAAAGUCGCUUGAAAAACAACUUAUUUUUUCCUGUAUAUUCUGAGUUGUAUCAGAUAAUCGAAUGCUAAAAAUUACAAUAAUUACUUUUCUGUACCUA